Molecule: messenger RNA, 4038 nt
Organism: Lynx canadensis (Canada lynx)
Lineage: Eukaryota; Metazoa; Chordata; Mammalia; Carnivora; Felidae
Gene: BYSL
Product: bystin like
Exons: 7
Coding region: 361-1671 (436 amino acids)
Biological process (GO): rRNA processing
Cellular component (GO): cytoplasm; nucleolus; preribosome, small subunit precursor
Molecular function (GO): snoRNA binding
Source: RefSeq, a predicted model, not a curated record
ACCUCCUGGGUGACGCCUCCGGUGACGUCCUGGCUUCCAGCUCCAAGUUCACGUUUUGCUGGGCACAGAAGGCCUAGAUCCAUGAAGGUAGAAAGUCAUGGCUCGGACUGCCACCACUUCGAGAAGUCAGCGUUAAGUGCAAUGAGAUCAUUCGGAAGUCCAGAUCCAGGACCCGUGAGCUCUUUUAGGGGGUGUGGCGGCGCUGAUGGCAUCCUAGCCUCCGAACGCUAGGUGGCGCCGUGAACUCCGUGGGCGGUGGGGGGGGGGCUCUUGGGAGCUGGAAGUUCGUUGCGCAAGCGCACUUUAGGCUUUUUCCUGUGGCCCCACGUGUGAACCUUUCCGGCAAAGUUUUCCGGGAAAAUGCCCAAAUUCAAGACGGCUCGCGGAGCCGCAGGUCAGGAAAAACAUGCGCCCCUGGCUGAGCAGAUCCUGGCUGGGGACGCGGUGCGAGCAGGGUCCCGGGAAAAGCGGCGGGGUCGCGGGACCGGAGAAGAGGAAGAGUACGUGGGGCCCAGGCUGACCCGACGGAUUUUGCAACAAGCGCGGCAGCAGCAGGAGGAGCUGGAGGCCGAGCAUGGGACUGGGGACAAGCCCGCAGCACCACGGGAGCGCACCACGCGGCUGGGUCCAGGGGUCCCGCGGGAUGGAUCAGAUGACGAGGACGAGGAGUGGCCCACCCUGGAGAAGGCUGCCACAAUGACAGGGGCAGGCCAUCAUGCAGAAGUGGUUGUGGACCCUGAGGAUGAGCGUGCCAUCGAGAUGUUCAUGAACAAGAACCCUCCUGCCAGGCGCACCCUGGCUGACAUCAUCAUGGAGAAGCUGACCGAGAAGCAGACGGAAGUUGAGACGGUCAUGUCAGAGGUGUCAGGCUUUCCUAUGCCGCAGCUGGACCCCCGAGUCCUGGAAGUCUACAGAGGGGUCCGGGAGGUGUUAUCUAAGUACCGCAGUGGGAAGCUGCCCAAGGCCUUCAAGAUCAUCCCUGCACUCUCCAACUGGGAGCAGAUCCUCUACGUUACAGACCCUGAGGCCUGGACAGCAGCCGCCAUGUACCAAGCCACCAGGAUUUUUGCCUCUAACCUCAAGGAACGCAUGGCCCAGCGCUUCUACAAUCUUGUCCUGCUCCCCCGGGUACGAGAUGACAUCGCUGAAUACAAACGACUCAACUUCCACCUCUACAUGGCACUCAAGAAGGCCCUGUUCAAGCCCGGAGCCUGGUUUAAAGGGAUCCUGAUCCCACUGUGUGAGUCUGGCACCUGUACCCUCCGGGAAGCCAUCAUCGUGGGUAGCAUCAUCACCAAAUGCUCCAUCCCUGUGUUGCACUCCAGUGCAGCCAUGCUGAAAAUUGCCGAGAUGGAAUACAGCGGUGCCAACAGCAUCUUCCUUCGGCUGCUGCUGGAUAAGAAGUACGCACUGCCCUACCGGGUGCUAGACGCCCUGGUCUUCCACUUCCUGGGCUUCCGGACAGAGAGGCGCGAACUGCCCGUGCUCUGGCACCAGUGCCUCCUGACUUUGGUCCAGCGCUACAAGGCAGACCUGGCCACAGAUCAGAAGGAGGCCCUCUUGGAACUGCUCCGGCUGCAGCCCCAUCCACAGCUGUCCCCUGAGAUCAGGCGUGAACUUCAGAGUGCAGUGCCCCGAGACGUGGAAGACGUUCCUGUCACCAUGGAGUGAGGAAAGUUACUCGCCCUGGUCUGAGGGGCAUGGGGGGGGGACACCAGGAUCCCUGCUGGGGACACUGAGAUUUUACAGCUGAAGUCCCAGAUCAGGGCAGGGAGAGAGGUCCCAGGCAUCUGCGGCUCCCUGUACCUGACAGGGAGGAUUAAGGGUCUGGCUGGGCCCUUCUUCCAUCCUAGGCCUUCGUCCCUGUUCGGUUGUGAGACGUGACUUGAGAUGCCACAUGCCAGCAUCCCCACUCCCUGACUGGGGCUUGGAAUAGGUUCUUUUUCUCAGGCUCUUGUGUCAAGUCACUGGGAUGGGGAUAAAAACCAAAGGCAGGUAUUUAUUGAACUUUUGUGUUUUGAUGUGAUCGAUGGAGAUCUUUGUGCUUUCCCUCUUUAGCUGGAGGGAAGCUCUUCUCUGUUCCUGUCGAGGAGUGGAUUCUUGCCAGUUUACAGAGGAUACCCCCAUCUCCUUAUUCUACAAGUUUGUGUCUCCACGCCCUACCCACCCUAUUAGCCCCUUGAGGCAUCCUCUGCCUUCAACUUGAGGCAGAGGCUAUUUUGGAGGUUGUUCAAAAGAUGGUCCUGUCUCCUCUGUGGGUGGAUUGCUGCAGGAGAAAGUCCCUAGAGGAAACUGAGGCUACAGAGGGAAGAAAAUCAGGCCCCGGAAGGAGUAGAUCCAGAGUCCCCACCAGACAGUUUUUCUAAAUUUCUUGGCUAAUUUAAAGUUUUAGAUCAGGGAUUGGCAGACUAGAGUCAUAUGCCCAUUUUCUUAUUGCCCAUGAGGUAAGAAUGAUUUUUACAUUUUUUAAAUGGUUAGGAAAAAAUAAUAUUUUGUGAGAGAUGAAAAUUCUAUGAAAUUCACAUUUCAGUGUCCAUAAGUAAAGUUGUGUUGGGAUGCAGCCGUGCCUAGCCACUUGAGUUUUACGGUUGCUUUCAUGCUCCAGCAGCAGAACUGAGCACAGUUGACCCUUGAACAGUGCAGGGCUUACAGGCACCAACCCCCUACAUAGCCAAAAAUCUGCGUGUAAUUUUUGACUCCCCAAACUUAACUACCAGUAGCCUACUGUUGACUGGAAGCCUUACUGGUAACAUCAACAGUGGAUUAACAUGUUUUGUAGGUUAUGUCACAUAUAUAGUAUUCUAUCAAGUACACCUGAGAAAAGAAAAUGUUGAGAAAAUCACAAAAUACGUUUAGAGCACAAUUCACACUGUAUGAAUACCAUACAUUUAUAUGUCUCCUGGAAAAAAGUCUGUGCAGAAGAGGACCUGCAGGGUUCAAGCCCACGUUACCUAAGAGUCAGCUGUACGGUCCUGCUAGAACGCUGCUUAUUUGCUUUUGAAAACGUGAAUUCGUUCCAACCCAGUUAAUGCAUUUGGGAAGAAGUUGAUCACAAGUUUCCCGUUUACAUGCAGUUUUCUCUAAGAAACACUAGGUGGGAACUGCCCAGCGGAGGCCAGCCAGGCGACACCACCUGCACGUGCCUCCGACAAGUACCCAGAGCAGCCUCUGCUCACCUUGCAUGGAGAGCCACACCCACACCUGGUGGCUUCGCUCCCCUUCCACAGCCUUCUGACCUCUGCUUCCACAUACUUCAGGUCUUUUCCAAGAUAAAAGGGCUGUGUCCUAGUACAGGUUUCUUAACCUUUCAAACUGAAAACUGGGUUAUCCACUUUAUUUCCUUUAAGAAAUGUGUCACUCAUUAAGUUUUUUUGAGUAUUGUGCCUCAAGCCCGGUUUCCCAUGAGCCCUGUGGUUUUUAUUGUGCAAUUUUGCAUGGUGCAGUGAAUUUUAGGAAUGCGUACAUCCCAUUGUAAAGCAGAGCUGACUAUAUCUGGGGCAGAAACCAAAUGACCCACAAAGCCUGAAAUAUUUACUUCCUGGCCCCUUACAGAAAUGGCUUGUGGUAAUCUCUGCAUGAUGACCCUUGACUUCUGCCCUGCUUCCCUCAUGCAGCCCAGAAACGGCUUUUCCCCAUAGCACCAUCCAAUCCAAGAAGCCAAAGCCAGGCUUAUUCCAGAAUCUUUAUUAAGGUAGCAUGAUGGUCCUGGGCCACCAGCCUGGACCUUGUGGCCGUAGGAAAGACCUGUGUCAACAGGGCUCGCCUCCCUCUCCAGACAGGGGCUCAGUCACCUCCAGUUUAUCCCUACUCCAUCCCCCACCCCCAGAGAAUGGGGCAGAGGGCCAGAGGGAGAGGAGGGCAUGGCCCUACCCCAGGCUGUAGCAGCUCCUUGGCCACAAAGAUCCUCCAGCCAGUAGCAGAGGGGAGGGAUGCAGCAACCACCAGGGUUACCACCGCGUGUGGGGUCAGUGGGCCCCACCACACCCUCUUUCAGUUGUCCUCAAAGCAAUUAAUAAAUUAAAACAACUUCUUCCUUCA